CUACUUUCAAGCACGUCGUCUGCUUGUUACUAUGUUUCCUUUCUCGUGCUUUAACUAAAAAAAACAAAGACUGAUCGUGUUAAAAGGAAGUUUCUAGAAACUUUCAAACAUGGCUUGCGCAGAUUCAAAAGUUGACUUCGAUACGAUUCCUCUUAUUGCACUUAAUGUCACUUGUCGAAAAAAGUUGGGACUUUAUCUGAACCCCAGAACCACAGUGGCCUCGGACUGGAUGGCUGUUGCAGAAGUCAUGGGCUUUUCUUACUUGGAGAUCAAAAACUACGAGGAUACAAAAAACCCCACUCUGAGGAUCGUGGAGGAUUGGCAGGUUCGGACUGAAGCCACAGUGGGAAAGUUGUUGUCAAUCCUAACGGAGGUGGAGAGAAACGACAUCGUAGAAGAUCUCCGUCCUUUGAUAGAGGAAGAUGUCAGGAAAUACUGUGCGUACCAGAAGAAGAAGGAGGCAGCUGAUCCCCCAGUUCAGGUUCCUGUAGUGGACAGCUGUGUCCCUCGCACCCCUGAAAGGUGUGGUAUCACCCUGGAGGAUGACCCUGAAGGUGCUCCUGAGCUGUUUGAUGCCUUCAUCUGCUACUGCCAGAGUGACAUCGAGUUUGUCCACGAGAUGAUCCGAGAGUUGGAACAGACGGAUCACAAUCUGAAACUGUGCGUGUUCGACAGAAAUGUCCUCCCAGGCUCCUGUGUUUGGACUAUCACUAGUGAACUCAUUGAGAAAAGAUGUAAGAGGAUGGUGGCUGUGAUCACAGAUGAAUAUCUUGAGAGCGACGCCUGUGACUUUCAGACUAAGUUUGCUCUCAGCCUCUGUCCUGGAGCUCGAAGUAAACGGCUUAUUCCAGUGGUGUACAAGUCAAUGACAAAACCCUUCCCCAGCAUCUUACGCUUCCUCACCAAAUGUGACUACACCCGGCCUUGUACACAGGCCUGGUUCUGGGGACGGCUGGCCAAAGCUCUUUCACUGCCAUAAUUGUGGACCAGGCAGUUUAGAGUUGCCUUUUUAUUCCAUCUAAUGGAUUAUGUGUGUCACGCAAUGCCCAAACAUGACAGGUUUACCUUUUUGUGCUAUUGCUUGUGAUCAAAUCCAGCUGGCUUAUGAAACCACUUCUCAUUUACUGUGUCUUCAUUUUAUGUUACUACAUGGCUUCCCUUUGAAAAUGACAUAGUGGUUACUGAACAUUAUUAUGAUGAAACUCAAAUGGCACAACGAUACUGAAUAUCAGAAAUGGUUCUUACUGCACACAGCUGUUAUUUAAAAUUCAAGAAUACUGAAGGUUAUAUAGUAUUUAUUGAGCUACAUUGGUAUCUUGGUAUUCAGCAUGUACUAAAUGCUCUGUGAACAUUGUGGAUGCUUUGUAAAAUGCUCUUCGGGCCACUUCCUCUUUUGAGUCAACUUCUAGAUGAGAUUAAAGAUUCAAGAGGAAGCGAUAUUGUGAUACUUUCACAAACUUGCAAUAUUUUAACUGCCUGUUGACACCUGCCUUUCUCUCCCACGUUCUCUGUCACAUAUAUUUACAUUUGAUUCUGUAUUUUUCUAUGGUCUUAAUAAAAA
Molecule: messenger RNA, 1561 nt
Organism: Scomber japonicus (chub mackerel)
Lineage: Eukaryota; Metazoa; Chordata; Actinopteri; Scombriformes; Scombridae
Gene: myd88
Product: MYD88 innate immune signal transduction adaptor
Exons: 5
Coding region: 110-979 (289 amino acids)
Biological process (GO): defense response to Gram-positive bacterium; MyD88-dependent toll-like receptor signaling pathway; Toll signaling pathway
Cellular component (GO): plasma membrane
Molecular function (GO): TIR domain binding; Toll-like receptor binding
Source: RefSeq, a predicted model, not a curated record